Messenger RNA from Oryzias melastigma (Indian medaka), 5595 nucleotides. Its product is annotated as contactin-1a. Gene Ontology annotation, molecular function: cell-cell adhesion mediator activity. Gene Ontology annotation, biological process: brain development; cell-cell adhesion. The record is from RefSeq and is a predicted model, not a curated record. The coding region runs from base 588 to 3638 and encodes 1016 amino acids. The transcript has 24 exons. Lineage: Eukaryota; Metazoa; Chordata; Actinopteri; Beloniformes; Adrianichthyidae.
AAAUGUGCUCACUUUAGCACAGAUCAGGACAAACAGCAGAGAUUAUGAUUAUGGAAUCAGAGAUGAUACGUCUGGCUCUCUGCCAGGCUGAUGAUAGAUAGCAUCAAAGUGAGUACUGAGAGGGGUUGAUGUUGCAUGUCUUUUUUCCCCCCAUAUAUAAUAUUAUUGGCGGGGUGUUUCUGUGCGUGUGUGUGCGAGUGGAGAGCUUAAGAGAUUAAGCUACGGCCUCAGUUGGAAGACCCCUCUGCGGGGCUUUCUCUCUGCGGGGAGGCUCCCUCGCCGGCGUCCUCUUUGCACGGCUCCGCGCUCACAGCUCAGGGAGUCGGCCUUUUUCCCUCCUCCUUUGCACCUUGAUGAGGGCUCCUCCAUCCAGGAGCGUUGCUCAUUUCUGAGGAGGACAAUGGGGCGGAGAAUUUAGGACACACGGCAGAGUGGGCCACUUAAAAGGGAUUGGAGACGGGGGCUGCUAAGGAGCUCAUCAUAGUCAUGGCAGCUUUCCAUAGCAAGGAAAACUGCAAGGUCCUGCUCAUGUUUCAACAGCCAAGCUUCAAGCUGUAACCCCACCAGGUGGUUCUCACUCCAGCAUCAUGCUGCGCCUCGCCCUGCUCCUCCAUCUACUGCUCCUCUCCUUCACUCCUGCAGGUGCUUCGCUUCAUGAGGAGUUUACGGAUCUCUGUGGAGACGAAGCUGUAGGUUUCGGGCCAGUGUUUGAGGAGCAGCCAGUGGAUACCAUCUACCCCGAGGAGUCAACGGAGGCCAGAAUUACCAUGAACUGCCAGGCUAAAGCUAAUCCACCUGCCACAUACAAAUGGACGCUAAAUGACAGAGAAAUUGACAUCGAAGCAGAAAGCAACCACUACAGUUUAAUGGAGGGCAACUUGGUUAUCAGCAACCCGGUUAAAAGCAAACAUGUGGGCAAAUACUCCUGUUCAGCCACCAACAUGUAUGGAACUGUCAUCAGCAAAGAAGCAUCCGUCCAGUUUGGAUACCUGGAUUUCUUCUCAACGGAGGAAAGGACCACAGUUUAUGUCAAAGAGGGUCAGGGUGCAGUGCUGCUCUGUGCUCCUCCACCACAUUUUCCAGCCAAGCUGUCCUUCAGAUGGAUCCUCAACGAGUUCCCCACCUUCAUCCAACUGGACAAGCGCCGAUUUGUCUGCCAGACAACCGGGAACCUAUAUAUCUCAAAGGUGGAGUCGUCUGACAGAGGCAACUACUCCUGCAUAGCGUCAAGCCACUCGAUUUCAAAGAGUGUUUUCUCCAACUACAUCCCGCUGCAGCCCCUGACUGAACGUCCCAACAGGAAGUACCCCGCUGACCUCCGAGUGAAGUUCCCAGACACCACUGCUUUGGUUGGACAGAACAUCACCCUGGAGUGCUUCGCUUUAGGGAAUCCUGUGCCUGAGAUCCACUGGAGAAGAAUGGAUGGACAUUUGCCCCCAAAUCAUGACCUGCGGAUGUCAGGUUCUCAGCUGCAUCUGUACAAUAUCCAGGUAAAAGACAGCGGGGUCUACAAGUGUGAGGCAAUCAACUCUAAAGGAAAAGACUUCCACUCUGCGCGGGUGUCUGUUGAAGCUUAUCCUGAAUGGGUGGAGCACAUCACAAGCAAAAAGAAGGAACUCCAUAGCAACUAUACCAUGUCAUGCACGGCCCGAGGCAGACCAGAACCUAAAAUCCGUUGGCUGAAAAAUGGUCAACAGGUNGAUGAAAAAGACGUUCACUUUAGGAGCUUGACGUUUGAAAAUUCUGGGAUGUACCAGUGCAUAGCAGAGAAUCGUCAUGGAGUUCUUUAUGCCAAUGCAGAGCUGCAGGUGUUUGCCUGUCCUCCCACUUUUGAGCAUAACCCAAUAAGGACAGUCCUGGCGGCUAAAAACAGUCGGGCGGUGCUCGAGUGUCGACCGAAUGCAGCGCCAAAGCCCAGCUUCACCUGGAGCAAAGGAACUGAGCUGCUCUCCAACUCCACCAGGAUGUUCAUCUGGGAGGAUGGAAGCUUAGAGAUCCGGGAUGUGACGGCGUCAGACGAAGGCCAGUACACCUGCUUCGCCAGCAAUAUCCUGGGCAAGGCCAGCAGCGAGGGGUCACUGCUGGUUACAGACUCCACCAGGAUCACCCUGCCGCCCUCCGACGCCGACGUUAACGCCGGGGAGAACGCCUGGAUGCGGUGUGCGGCGUCACAUGACCCGACUCUGGACAUCACCUUCAUCUGGUCCCUGGACGGACGAGUCAUUGACUUACACAAGGAGAGCCAGCAUUAUGAACGAGUUCCUAACGGAAGUUCCAGUGAUGAGCUGCAGAUCAAAAAUGCUCAGGUGAAACACGCUGGACUUUACAGCUGCACGGCGCAGACCCCGGCGGACAACGUCACCGCCUCUGCCCGCUUGAUAGUGAGGGGUCCCCCUGGAGCCCCGGGUGGGGUUCGAGUAAUAAACAAGACGGAAAGGACUGUGACACUGCAGUGGAGCCGGGGAGCGGACAACCACAAAUCAAUCUCCAAAUACACCAUCCAGCACAGAGACGAGUUCUCGAAGGAUGCCUGGAGCAAUGCCACGACAUCUCCUGCAGAUGUUGAGGGAAAUGCAGAAACAGCCACUGUUGUGAACUUGUCCCCCUGGACAGAGUAUGAGUUCAGGGUCAUCGCUGCCAAUAUCCUUGGCUCAGGAGAGCCCAGCAAACCAUCACCUAAAGAGAGGACUCUGGAAGCAGUUCCUGUGGUGGCGCCGUCAGAGGUCGGUGGGGGUGGAGGUACUGGUAGGGAGCUGAUUGUCACAUGGACGCCAGUUCAGCCAAAGUACCACUACGGCCCCGACUUUGGCUACAUUUUAGCCUUGAAACCUCAGGACCAGAAAGAGUGGAAAAGGCUGAAAGUAACUGACUCUCAAAGCAAGCGGUACGUCCACAAAGACUCCAGCAUGGCUCCGAUGACACCGUUCGACGUCAAAAUCAAAGCCUUCAACAGCAAAGGAGAGGGACCCUUCAGCAUAAAAGCCGUGGUUUACUCUGGACAGGAUGCUCCAUCUGAUGCUCCUGCAGUUGUUGAAGGCAGAGCGUUGUCCGCCUUAACAGCUAUAGUAUCCUGGAAGCAUGUUGCUAAUGUAGAAGGUUAUCAGGUGAGGUUCUGGAGAAACCAGCAGGACAGUGAAGGAGCCCAAAGAGUUGCUGUGUCAGGCAUGGAGAACCACACCAGAAUUGAGGGUUUAAAACCAAACUCGGAGUAUCACAUUGAGAUUCGAGCCUACAACUCUGCAGGAUACGGGCCUCCCAGUAAACACCUGAAGAUCCAAACCAAGAAACCCCCUCCGGAUCGACCUCCAAAAAUAAUAAGUGCAAAGCAGAGGAAACCGUACUUUAAUAUUGCCUGGGAGGCUGUGGAACCGUUAUCAAAUGAGUCAAAAGUAGACGGUUACAGAGUGCUGUUCAAACCCAAAGGUAACCAGACCAGCACUCUGUACACAACCAACAAGCGCUCCAUAGACAUUCCCGUGCCUGAUAAUCAGGAGUUUGAGGUGGAGAUUCGGGCGCACACGGAAGGAGGAGUUGGAGCCGUGUCACAAAUCGUCUUUAGCGGUGGAGGCGUUGUGGUCAAUCUGUCCCUCUGCGUUUUCUCCCUGCCCCUGGCGCUCCUCUUCUUCCUGAAUCUCUGAAUGUAGCACCAUCUUUGUCUUUAGUGUCUAUGGGGGAUACUCCUAUGGUUGUCAAGGCUCACGCCUACAGGGACUUGGAACUCUUUCCACCAUAUUUUGGUUCCUCCCGAUCAUUGGAGUUUGCCACUUUCCAGCUCUUCUCCCGUGGAUGUGUUUGUGGAAGUAGACAUGGAAGAAGUGGGAAUGGAUAAAGAUAUUCCUCAUUUAUCUACAAAAAGCCUCUUUGAAGGAGUGUCGAAGGAGUUCCGGAAACUCAAAAUGCCUUAUAUAAAUGAUUACUCUUGUCCUUCACAGCAGCUUGACUUGAUGACUGAAAGCAUAACAGCCUGCCGUUUUGUUCUCUGUAAAUUCUCAAACCAGACCCUUCAGAUGCAAAGAGACUUUAUUAUUUUCAGUGCAUUCCAUAGUAUAGGGUGGUGUUUCUGUGAAGGACAAGAGUAUGAAUUAAAAACAAGCAAAACUUCAGUCUGUCUUUACUUGCAGCUCAAUGGGUUUUUUUUUAUUAUCAAGCAAACCCUUUUUUUUAACCAAGUUACAGUCAAAGCAAAUCUCAACCUGUUGCACACUUGAUUUUAGGACAAGCACAAAAAAAAAAUAGCAGUUUGUGUCAUUCUUAAGUGACAUAUACAAUAACAGAUGCAGUUUUUUGAAAUGAAACUCUUAAUUUUUACAGAAAAGCAAAUUGGUUUGACGUGUGUAUGUUGAUCUUACAACUUGAGACUUUAUGUCCAAACCAUCUAAACAAUAUAAAAACAUAUUUGUUUCAACAACGUUCUGAAAACUCCAGUUCAAAUUCACGGUUAAUAAAGCUGCAUCCCAAAAAACAGCAAGAAUAAAACCAACCCAGAUUUGGAGUGCUUUGUUUUGACUGUAUCAUUAGGACCUCAGUGGUAUCAGUUGGUGCUCUGUAAAGACUGUUGGCCUUUGAUUUGUUGUAAACAUUUCCUUUCAUCUUUCAUUGCUGGCAUUGUGUGAGAAUCACAGCAACAGCAGUGAGUUAAAUAACUGUGCAAUGACGGAUUCAUCUGUGUGGCUGCAUCAUGUUUCCUAACAAAGCAGAUUUUUUUGGUCCUUUAACAGCAGUCUUAUGUAUACAUAUAUUUAUAAAUACAUAUAUAUAUUUCAUUUUUCAUUAGUUAAUAUAAGCUAUUGGUAAUCCAAGCCAUUCAUAUCAGUGGUAAGAGCUCAUUAAAAAGCUUGCAAUGCUUUUUUUUAAUGUAUUUUUUAACAUGUUUUUAGAUGCAUUAAUCAGUCGUUAUCAUUGUUUUACAUGAUUCUAUUUGUAUAUCUCAAACCACCUUUGGUUAGACAGUUUAAAAGCCUAUUUCCCUCAAUUGAUGGAAGAAACGCUCUUUUUUGGUGAUUCUUUGGGUCAUUUUUUUGUAUGAUUGAUGCUGGUAAUGCUUCUUCAUCGUGACAGUAUCGAUGUCCACCACAAAGUGCUUUUCCCCCCGAUUUCCUCCAUGCCAUAUAUCAUAGAAAGUGUUGCCAAAUGCAUGAAUGCCUUGAACUCUGACCGGAGCUGGUUCGACAUAAUAACAUGCAUGAGAUCAGAGGCGCAGUGGUACAUUGCUUUGCGACAAACCAACACCACAGCCAUCUCCAGGACUUAUGAAACACAUUCCUUCCUUGAGUGACAUCCCUUUGCGUCAGUUAGAUCUUAGACCAACAUGUGCAUUAGCUAAAAGGCCUCACUGCGCCGGUUAUCUUACAAAGUCUUUUUGAAAAGGGGAGAAAAUCUUAAACUGACUAAAAGGAAUUCCACUCAUCUGAAAACAGAAUCGGUCCUUCGGUCGUGAUGCUUGUAGGAUCUGGUGGUGUUGGCAUCACAUCUGGCUCUCCUGGAAUUGAGUGCUUUUGCUGGAUUUGAAUGGCAUAACAUGAGGGAAGAAACUGAAACCUUUUAUUGGCUGGACAAGAAAUAAUAAAGUGUAGUUAACUACUCUAUUGCUUUGCU